This is a messenger RNA of Closterium sp. Naga37s-1, 6395 nucleotides long. The record is from the annotation of a GenBank genome assembly. Lineage: Eukaryota; Viridiplantae; Streptophyta; Zygnematophyceae; Desmidiales; Closteriaceae.
AGGGCAUUACAGCAGCAGCCGAUGCCUCCGCAAUGCCUUUCACCGCUGCUGUCGCUGCAGCAGGCCAGAACAGUGCUGCAGAGGCUGGCGCAAGACAGCAGCAGGGCAGUGUGAGCAGUGAGAUGAUGGGCAGUGGGGGGGAGCAGAGGCAGCCGCAGCGGUACCUGGCUGUGCACUGGCGGCGGGGGGAUCUCCUGCUGCUGUAUCAAAAGAUCCUGGCGUUUCUCACUGUGAAGAACGCUGGGAGAUGCAUUGUGGAGAGGAUGGUGAGAUCGGGGAAUAUUUCCACGGUGUUCCUUGCAACGGAUGCCGAUGAGGAAGAGGUGGGGCAGCUGGAACGAGUGAUUAGGAGCCAUCUGCCCGGGGUGGAGAUUGUGCAACUGCCGGAGGAGCUGACAGGGCAGCCUUGGGCGAAAGUGCUUGAACCGUUUCGGUUUCAGAACCAGGCGUUGCUCCGGGCGACACUUGACAAGGCCGUCUGUGCGCUGGCUGAUGUUUUCAUGGGAACACCGAAGUCUUCGUUCUCGUCUGAUAUCGAGCGGCUGAGAACAGCGACGGAUCCGUCGGCGAUGAAUCUAUCCGAGUCGAAUCUACCCGGGACAACCUUAUCCGAGCAAGGGCGAGCGGAGCAUCCCGAUGUGGAGCCUGUCCGCUCGCCCACUCCCCCGCGCAUGGCGGUUGCGGGUGGCGGAGAGGGUGCGGAGGAGAUCGAGGCGGGGGAGCCGAUGCUGGCGAACGGAGCAGACGCAGGUGCUAUCAACGGCGAUAACAUGAGUGGCGGUAAUAAGCGUGACGAUAAUAAGAGUGGCGAUAGUAUGAGCGGCCCGACGGGCGGUACUACUAAUAUGAGGGGAGACAUGGGAGACAUGGCGGCGCUGAAUCUGCUCGAGGAGGAAGAGGGGAUAGCGGAUCCGCCACUCAGCAUCUACUCCAUACUCACCUUCUCAUGGCUCUCCCCCCUCAUGGCGCAAGGUGUGCGCCAAGUGCUAGGCCCCAGCGACCUGUACCCCCUGCCUUCCGCCUUCUCCGCACAGCACCUGGGGGCGAAGCUCAGCGCGCUCUGGGCAAAGCGCAAUCCCCCCCCCGGGCAGCAGCGGAGGGGGGAAACGGGCGCGGGGAAGGGAGGUGGAGGGGGAGGGGGAGGGGGAUGGGCGGGGCGGUACUGGGCGGUGUGUGUGUGGCCGUUCAGGUGGCGGUUGACGCUGGUGGCGGUGCUGAUAGUGGCGGAGUCCGCCCAGCGCAUCCUCUCCGCCUUCCUGCUGCGCCAACUGGUUCGCUUCUCACAAGCCGCACAGGACCUGGAAACAAGCGACCCGGCGUGGCGGGGUUUAUGCUGGCUGGCAGUGCUGAUGGGGCUGCUCCCUUUCCCCUUCUCCCCUCCCUCCCCUCCCAGCCGAUCCGGCGUGGAAGGGGUACCUACUGUUAGUGCUGAUGGGGCUGCUGCCUUCCCCUUCCCCCAUCCCAUCCGCCUCGCUCCCUUCAUAUUUUCCCAGGUUCGUUUCUUGCAAGAUGCACAGGACCCGGAAACAGCCGACCCGGCGUGGCGGGGGUACCUGCUGGCGGUGCUGAUGGGGCUGCUGGCGCUGGGCUUCGCGCUGCUGCACCAUCAGAUCUGGAACCUCUCGCAGAUCGUGGGCUGGAACCUGCGCGUGGCGUCCAUGACGCUCAUCAACAGCAAGCUGCUAUCGCUCAACGGGGGAGCACUGACGCGCAUCACCACGGGCCACUGCAUCACACUCAUGUCUAACGACGUGCGCCGCUUUGAUGAGCUCCCCAUGUUCGCGCAGUUCCUUUGGGCGGCCCCUCUGGAGCUGGUAGUGGUGACGGCGCUCAUAGUCCUGGAAGUGGGGGCCCAGCCUGCGUUUGCUGGCAUUGCGGCCCUCCUUGCGCUUAUUCCGCUGCAGGCCCUGUUCGGGCACUUUUUUGCCAAGCAGCGGCGCAGGACAGUAGAGUUCACAGAUGCGCGGGUCAAGAUGACAGGCGAGGUGCUGUCUGGCAUUCUAGCAGUGAAGAUGUUCGCGUGGGAGGCGCCCUUCACGAGCUUCAUCCAGAGAAUUCGCAACAAAGAGCGCAGAAACAUCGAGCUAGCGUCAUACAUCAAGGCGUUCAACGAGUCGUCCUACUUCGCCUCCUCUUCCAUGGUGUCUCUCGUCAUCUUCGCCACCUACACGCUGCAGGGCGGAUACCUGCAGCCCUCCACGGUCUUCUACGUCAUCUCGCUCGUGCAGCUUCCGCGCCUGUACAUGUGUGUGUUCUUCCCAACGGGCAUCGAGCGAGUGGCAGAGGCAGCCAUCAGCUUCUCGCGGCUAGAGGCUUUCAUGCGGGCCUUAUUGUGCAACCCCUGCCACCCUGUUCCGAAUACCUUCCCACCUUCUCCGCUCCCUGCCACCCUCUUCCCUUCUCGGCAUUUUGGCCUUCAUGACUCGUUUGCAGUACUCUACCCGCCACUCUGCCAGAUGUUUGAGAAGGUUCUAUUCUCGCACCCCCUUCUCUUCCCUCUGCUAUGUCCGGAGGAGAGGGAGGAGGCACCAGGGGGCAAGGAACGGGGCAAGGGGCAGCGGAAGGGUGGCAGCAGUGGCAGUGGUGAUAGCGGGGAGAUGAAUGGGGUAGUGAAUGGGGAGAUGAAGGGGUUGGUAGAUGGGGCAGGGAACGGGGAGUUGAAUGGGGAGGUGAGGGGACAGGCUAGCUCAGAUCUGAACGGGGAGGUGAACGGACAUGGUAUUGUUGCUGGUGGUGGUGGUGGCGGCAGCAGUGGUGGUAGCAGCAGUGCCAGCAGCAUUGGUGGGGGGCGGAUCAGGAGGAAAUGGAUGAGAGGGGCGAGGAGGGCUGUGGGGCGUGGAGGAAGGAGGGGGGGAGGCGAGGGGGGACGAGCGGGGGAGCGAGGGGAGGGCAGAGGAGGGGAGCGGGAGGGUGGGAAGGAAGAGGAGAAGGAGGGAGAGGAGGAUGAUGAGGGGGUGGUGGUGCCAUUGCAGGGUGUGGGAGCGGGCAAGUCCACGCUGCUGGCGGGCAUUCUGGGGGAUGCGGAGCUGAUGGGGGGAGAGAUGGUGUGCCGCGCGGACAAAAUAGCAUAUGCAGCACAGAAGCCGUUCAUCAUGGCCGGAACACUGCAAGACAACAUCAUCUUUGGCCGUCCAUUCCAAGCAGAUCUCUACAGCCAGGUCCUAGACGCAUGCGCCUUACGCCGGGACAUAGCCAACUGGCCGCGGGGCGAUCUGACAGAGAUCGGCGAGCGGGGGGUGAAUCUGAGCGGCGGGCAGAAGGCGCGGGUGGGGCUGGCGCGGGCAGCAUACGCCAGAGACGCGGCGCUGCUGCUACUGGACGACCCGCUGUCUGCGGUGGACCCGGCUGUGGGGCGGCACCUGUUUGAGCAGUGCAUUCGGGGGGUCAUGCAGGGGCGGCCGAGAAUUGUUGUGACUCACCAGCUGCAGUACCUGCCCAGCUGUGACCGAGUGCUUGUACUGGACGGUGGAAAACCUGUGGCUUUGGGUCCCUAUGCGGAUUUGGCAACUCAGGUGGACUUUCAGGGGCUGUUGGGCGGAGACGAGGUGGAGGGGGACGAGGAGGCGGAGGGGGAGGUAGGGGGAACGGGAGAGGAGGACGAUUUGCUAGCUCCUGCUGGUGGUGCGAAAGUGGGAGAUGGCAGGGAGAAGGGAGGAGUGGGGGAGGGUGGGGUGCGGUUGCAGCGUCAGUGUUUGUUCACAGUGGGAGAGGAUGGCGAUGAGGAGGGCACUGGCACUGGCACUGGCUCUGGUGGUGAUGGUGAUGGUGCAAUACAACACUCUGUCCAGAAGGGACCAAGUGGGAGUAAGAGCUCUAGUGGAGGAGUUAUCAUCCCCAUUGCAACUCCAGUUAAAACCCCUGCAGCAGCAGCAAGUAGCCAGCCUACAUCCACCCAUGCGCCUUCCUCUCACGACGACCCAUCCUUCCAGGCGCUGCUGCUGCGGCGGCUUCGCAGCAUCACCCUGCGAGACCGGUCCCUUGGGCGCAGCAGCAGUGGCAGCAGCAAAGGGGGAGGGGUGAAGCUGUCCCGUAGUCGCAGUAUCAUGGGAAGUUUUGUGCACAGGCAGCCGGGAGGGGAGAGGGGGGAGGAGCGUGUGGGGGAGGUGGGGGAGGAAGGAGGGGAUGGGAGAGGGGAAGAGGGUGGUGAGGGGAUGGAGGAGGACGGCGCAGGACAAGGUGGGCUGGUGGGGGUUGUUGAGGGGGGUGUGUGCUUGAGAGUGUGGAUGAGGGUGGUGUGUAGUGUCCGUAUGCUUGGUGCAGAAGGAGCGGAGGGAGGAGGGCAUGGCUUGGUGCAAAAGGAACGGAAGGAGGAGGGCAUGGUGAGUCUGCAAGUGUACCUGGGGUACACCAGGAGGGUGGGCGUAUGGCAGUCGCUGCUGCUCGUCGUCCUCCUCGCCUUUGGACAAACCCUCGCGUGUGCAGGCGACUGGUUCCUUGCGUUCUGGUCCCAAAAGAAGGAUCAGUCGGGCCCGUACCGCCCCAUCUACACCGCACUAGUCCUCACGGGCGUUGUCACAUCCUUCCUCCGCUCGGGGCUCUUCUUCCGGUGGUGUGUGCGCGCUGCCUCGCGCAUCCACUCCGCCAUGCUCGCCUGCGUGCUCGGCUCGCCCCUCGCCUUCUUCCACGCCAACCCCAUCGGCCGCAUCCUCAACCGCUUCUCAGCAGAUCAAGGCAUUCUGGAUGAUUUGCUGCCCUUCACUCUCUUUAACUACCUGCAGACGCUCAGCCUGGCGGUAGGGGCCAUAGUGAUGGUGGCGCUGGGAGUGCCGUGGAUCCUCAUCCCCAUGGCUGUUCUCUUCCUGCUCUUCCUGCGCCUGCGCUACAUUUUCCUCUGCACGUCCCGCGAGGCCAAGCGCCUGGAGGCCAUCACGCGCAGCCCUGUGUGUGCACACUACGCUGCCACCAUCCAGGGUCUGACAACAAUAAGGGCGUUCGGAGCGCAGCAGCAGUCCGCCACCAUCUUCCACCGUCUCCUCAACGCCAACGGCCGCGCCUUCUACUGUUGGCUCGCCGCCUCGCGCUGGCUCGCCUUCCGUCUCGACACAAUCGUCUCCGCCGUGGUGUUUCUCGUCGCCACGCUCGCCGUUGCGCUCAGGACCACCCUUGCGCCUGGCCUCGUGGCACUGGCUUUGAGCUACACACUGCAGAUGUCUGGCAUGCUGCAGUGGGCCGUGCGGCAAGGGGCGGAGGUCGAGAACAUGUUCACGGGUGUUGAGCGAGCAUUGGAGUACACACACUUGCCACAGGAAGAGGGGUUGGAGGUGGGGGGUCAACAAGAGGGGCAGGGAGGUGGCGGGAAGGGAGGCAACAGCAGGAGGAGGUGGCUCAAAGGGGGGCUCUGUGGGAAGAACGAGGAGCAGAAGCAGAGGGAGGGGAAGGGCGAGCAAGGGAGAGGAGGAGAAGAGAAGCAAGGGGAGGUGCUGCCUGGCUGGCCGAACGAAGGGGCAGUGAGGGUGGAGGGGUUGACGGUGCGGUAUAGACCCACUCUGGACCCUGUGUUGCAGGACGUGAGCUUCCAGCUGCUGGGGGGGGAGAAGUGCGGCGUGGUGGGGCGCACUGGCGCGGGCAAGUCAACGCUCAUGCUGGCCCUCUUCCGUCUGGUGCAGCCAUCCGGUGGUUGCAUACUCAUCGACGGUGUUGACACUGCCACCAUCUCCCUCACUCGUCUGCGCAGAAACGUUAUGGCAAUCCCUCAAGAUCCUGUGCUCUUUGGCAGCUCCCUCCGAUUCAAUCUUGACCCUUUCAACCAGCACCCGGACGCAGCGCUGUGGGAGGCGCUAGACGCAGUGCAGCUGAGGGGCAAGGCGGGCGGGCUGCAGAGAGGGCUGGAGGCGAGCAUGAGCGAGUUUGGAGAGAACUUCUCCGUGGGACAGCGGCAGCUCGUGUGCCUCGCACGCGCUGUGCUGCACCGCAGUCGCAUUCUGCUCAUGGACGAGGCGACAGCGAACGUGGACAUGGCCACAGACGCGCUCAUCCAGACCACCAUCCGCCGCCAGUUUGCUGCCAGCACCGUCAUCACCAUCGCUCACCGCCUGCACACCAUCAUCGAUGCCGAUAAGGUUUUGGUGCUGGAGCAGGGCCGGGUGGUGCAGUUUGGGUCACCGCAGCAGCUGGCAGCAGACCGAGUGGGCUCUUUCUCUCGCAUGAUCUCCAAUACCGGCCGAUCAGCUGAGGCAUCCCUGCGCUCUGCUCUCGCCAGAGACGGCUCGUUGCGAGAGGCUUCACUAAGAGAUGCCUCGGUAAAAGAAGCAGCGGCGGGAGAUGUUUCAGGGAGAGAGGAAGGGCAGCGCGACAAGGAGGAUGUGAAUAUUGAUGUGAUGCCGUUGGUGAGUGAUGGUUUGCUUUGUGAUAGGGAUUUAGCUGCUAAGGCAGGGAUUCUGACGAGGAUGGCAUAG